Molecule: messenger RNA, 618 nt
Organism: Haemonchus placei
Lineage: Eukaryota; Metazoa; Nematoda; Chromadorea; Rhabditida; Trichostrongylidae
Source: the annotation of a GenBank genome assembly
AUGAAGAAAAUACACGAAGUCAGACCUGAUUUUGAAGGAGCUAUAGCUUACAUUGACCAAUACGGUAGACAGGUAAUCGUCAAUAGUGACAAGGAUUUCAGAGAAGCCAUCAAUCAGUCAAAGGGCAAACUGAAGCUGCACACCACCCUCAGCGAUGGACAGGUGAUCUCAGCAGCCGAGAUCGCCGGCAGACCUAAUCGUUCGCACAGCGUUCCACCGUCAGCGGAUCGUGGUUACCAUUCAUAUCCACCGGCCAAUUCCCGUUCUCCGUCAUCCAUGGAUUCAGCUCCACCCUCAUAUCCUAAUCGAACGAUAUCGCCACCACCGGCUCCGAUCGCCUCCGUUAAACAGCAACAAAUGAGUCCUGGCUCCUACACUUCUGGAACGCAGAUUCCUUACCCGGGAUAUGGUUACAAAUAUUCAACGUAUGCACCGUACUCGCAGAAUAUCCUCUAUGGUAUGCCACCGCACAGCGGGAUGCUGUUGAGGUUCCUUGCCAGCCCAUUCCCGUUUGGUGGUCAUUAUCGAACAUCAUUCAUCGGUCCCAACAAAUACCAUCAUUUUGGUAAUUGGGGUGGUCAUAAGUAUUACUCAUCUGGGUGGGGACCAGUAUGGUGA